Soboliphyme baturini is the source of this 1289-nucleotide messenger RNA. Lineage: Eukaryota; Metazoa; Nematoda; Enoplea; Dioctophymatida; Soboliphymatidae. The record is from the annotation of a GenBank genome assembly.
AUGGAGUGCCCCCUAGAGCCUAAUUUUCCAUCACCGUUGAUUAGUGUUUUUGCUUACCAUAACAAAGAGUUUACAUCGUUCGUGGUACAGGGCGAAAAGUCAGACGGUGGGUUGGUGAUCACGCAUGAGUUCCAUUUCGAUUCGUUGAUGAAAAUAAUCACCAGCGGCUUUCCACGGCUUAAGACCUUGUCGUUUAAAAAGCUUCAAGUGCCUGUCAAAGCACUGGAGAUUCUUAUGCGGAAUAGGAAGAGCACAAAACUGCGUGCGUUGUGUUUUCAUGAAGUGGUUAUAUCAGCAGAAACGACGGCCGCCAGAUCUCAAAAUACAAUGAAUUUGACAUUCCCUAGCGAAAUGUUGCUCUUCAACAGUUCCGUGAUAAAUGGUAUGGUAUUUCCAAAAAUGAUGUUGGCCGAAGUGGAAAAACUGGUCAUUACGUUAACCUCCUUGUCAGAAAUCGCCAAAGCUCUCACUGCUUGUAGGGACCUGUUUCGUGAAAGCAGAGUGAAAAGUAUUCAUCUCGUCCUGAAUUUAAAUGCGUUUAUGCCGGAUGCAGUUAGUAGUAUUGGAGAUAUUUUGUCAGUAUGUACCGAAAAACUAGAAGCGUUGACAUUUUCGUUUCACUACAUCCCUGAAGAUUCUCAAGAAAUUUUAAAACUGUUUGAUGUUAUCCGCGACAUUCGUACAUGCAGAAGCAUGAAAAAGUUUGUGAUUUGUGGUCAGAAAUCGAUACUAAAGGACGAUAGCUUUGCUCAUCUGAUGGACUGGUUGUCCACUUGCAACGAUCUUACUGAAAUUUGUCUUGGUGGCUUAAGCGAGGUGACAGAUUUUGCGCCCCUGAGUUCGAUUUCAAAAGUAAAAAAAUUGGCCAUCUACGGAGCACAACAGUUGAGUGGGUCAUGGCUGGCUCAUUUUGUUGCUAAUUCAGUGACCCUGAAUCAGCUCUACCUAAGAAACUGUGCCGAAGUGCGACCUGAAGUUGUUCUUCAUUUACUGGCAACCUGUAAAAAUCUUGUUGCGUUUGAAGUGCGUGAUUGUGGGCGGUACUCCGUCAAAUUUUUUGAACGUCUCGUUUCCAUGAAAAUAGGUGAUCAUCUAAAAUUUCUCAACUUCGUUUACUUUGCUGAAAUGACUUCAACGUUGCUUCAUAAGCUGAAAGAAAAAUUUGCUUCCGUUUCUUAUCGCCAUCGUAUUCGCUGCAGAAUAGACGUGAAGAAUGAUGCUGAAUGGUUUCGUAUUAGAAGUGUUUCGCCUAAGCUCUUGGCUUGCAGUUCAUGUGGCGGACUAUAGAU